GUAAACAGCGAGAGGCGCUAGCAGCGUUAGCUUGUUGGCAGGCUAGCAGCGUUAGCUUUUGUUAAGAGGUCGGUGGUGUUUUGUUGGGACGUUUGUGAGGUUUUUGGACAGAAAGGACGAUACGUGGUUCGUGUGGGAACUCUCAGCAUUUUCCAAAGUGUCGUAAAUGAGUGAAGCAGUGUUGAACGGAAAGACAACGUGGAUUGCUGUGAUUGUGAGACUAGCAGAUGAUCGAUCGGAGCUGCAGUGAAGAGGACGGCGGUGUUUGUGGGAGUUGGAGCUGAAGAUCGGAGCAGGAACCAUGUCUUCAGAACCUCAGCAAGGUUCUGUCAGAGAACAACUUUCUGCUGCUGAAGGAACCAUCCAGAUCCAGAACGAGGAGGAGCUCUGUCGUCAGCGCAGACUGCUGGAUAGCAGCUGGAACCCGCAGCUUCAGCUACACAUAGUUGUCCUCCCCCAGCAUUGGAUGACUGAAGAUGAAGAUCUCUCCAACCGACAAAGGAACUUCAGAGUUGAACUGGAGAAACCGGACCUUCCGCAUUAUAAAGAGGAACCGGAGGAACCAGAACCAUCACCGAUUAAAGAGGAGCAAGAAGGGUUCUACAACAUUCAGCUUGAUCUGAAGCAGGAGACUGAUACCUUGAUGGAGAUUCCUACUAAUGAGGAAGAUGAAAAAAGGGAAGCAGAUCUAAACAAUCAGCAGAGGAACUUCAGAGUGGAACAUGAGGAACCAGAACCUCCUCAAACUGAAGAGGAACAAGGAGGACAACAACUUCCAAAGAUUAAAGAGGAACUAGAACCUCCACAGAUUAAAGAGGAGCAGGAAGAACCAGAACCACCACACAUUAAAGAGGAACCAGGGGAACUCUGCAUCAGUCAGGAUGAAGAGCAACUUGAUCUGAAGCAGGAGACUGAUACCUUGACGGAGAUUCCUACUAAUGAGGAAGAUAAAAAAAGUGAAUCAGAUCUAAACAAUCAACAGAGCUUUAAUGUAACUGAUAGUCAGGAUGAAGAAGGAAACCAACAUGAAGAAUCAACAUCAACUACAGAUAAAGGGACAGACUCACAGAUCAGAGAUCAGAGGAAGAGAAUAGACAGAAGUCAUGUCCAAAGUGUGGACAGCACUCACUUGUCAGAAAGUCAGUGUGACUCUGAUGGUAAUAGAAAAGAUGAUUUGGUUAAGAAACACAAAGUAUCUUCAAAACAGGAAAGACUUUAUUUUUUCAAGUCUGGUGAAAACUCAAGAAUAGCUAAGAAACCUUUUGAUGUAAGAUUUCAUACAGGAGAGAAGCGAUUAUCAUGUAAAGAAUGUGAUAGAAGUUUUAGUCAAAUAUCUCAUCUAAAAAGACACAUGAGAAUUCAUACAGGAGAGAAGCCUUUUCCUUGUAAAGAAUGUAAAAAAAGUUUUAGUCAAUUAUAUGAUCUCCAAAAACACAUGAAAACUCACACAGGAGAGAAGCCUUUUUCUUGUAUAGAAUGUGACAAAAGCUUUAGUCAAAUAUCUCAUCUUAAAACACACAUGAGAACUCAUACAGGAGAAAAGCCUUUUUCUUGUAAAGAAUGUAAUAAAAGUUUUAGUGAGCCAUCUAGUCUGAAAAUACACAUGAGAACUCACACAGGAGAAAGGCCUUUUUCUUGUAAAGAAUGUAAUAAAGGUUUUAGUGAUUCAUCUAGUCUCAAAAUACACAUGAGAACUCACACAGGAGAGAAGCCUUUUUCUUGUAAAGAAUGUGACAAAAGCUUUAGUCAAACAUCUCAUCUUAAAACACACAUGAGAACUCAUACAGGAGAGAAGCCUUUUUUUUGUAAACAAUGUAAUAAAAGUUUUAGUGAGCCAUCUAGUCUGAAAAUACACAUGAGAACUCACACAGGAGAAAGGCCUUUUUCUUGUAAAGAAUGUAAUAAAGGUUUUAGUGAUUCAUCUAGUCUCAAAACACACACGAGAACUCAUACAGGAGAAAAGCCUUUUUCUUGUAUAGAAUGUGACAAAUGUUUUAAUCGAAAGUCCCAUCUCAAAACACACAUGAUAACACACACCAGAAAAACAUAUUAAAACAUUCUGACAAAGGAUUUAUUAAAAAAACUUUAAACUCAGGAAAACGUAGAGUAGAAAAUUGUACACGGGGUUUACAUCAGAAGAGGGACAGAUUUGGAAAAAGUACAUAUUUUCUUCCAUAAAGACAGAAACUAGCAUUGUAUUCGAAAUUAUGAUUUUUAGAUUGAAAUAUUUUAAACCCUGGUUUUAUGUUGCCAUAUACGAUUUGGAUAUACCAGUUAUGUACCUUCUUUGAAAGCCAGAAGUACCUAACAGUCAGUCACAUUCACUGCCACCCACCCAUUCACACACUGAUGAUAUAACCUAUAUAACCACCAGGAUCACUAGCCGUGGUUACAUGGGCAGAAUAUCUUGAUCGGAUCAAUGGUCGGGUUAAAAUUCACCCGUGCACAUGGGCACAGAAAACCUUUUUCCGAUUAGAACAAAU
Messenger RNA from Oryzias latipes (Japanese medaka), 2483 nucleotides. RefSeq lists its product as uncharacterized. Gene Ontology annotation, biological process: regulation of transcription by RNA polymerase II. NCBI's taxonomy places the organism in Eukaryota, Metazoa, Chordata, Actinopteri, Beloniformes, Adrianichthyidae. The record is from RefSeq and is a predicted model, not a curated record. Gene Ontology annotation, molecular function: DNA-binding transcription factor activity, RNA polymerase II-specific; RNA polymerase II cis-regulatory region sequence-specific DNA binding.